This is a messenger RNA of Phacochoerus africanus (Common warthog), 5012 nucleotides long. RefSeq names its product tubulin folding cofactor D (gene TBCD). Lineage: Eukaryota; Metazoa; Chordata; Mammalia; Artiodactyla; Suidae. The record is from RefSeq and is a predicted model, not a curated record. Gene Ontology annotation, cellular component: lateral plasma membrane. Gene Ontology annotation, molecular function: beta-tubulin binding; GTPase activator activity. Bases 121 to 3795 code for a protein of 1224 amino acids. The transcript is spliced from 39 exons. Gene Ontology annotation, biological process: post-chaperonin tubulin folding pathway; adherens junction assembly; tubulin complex assembly.
UGGAGCGCGCCUCACCACCCGCGCCUCGCGCCUGGUGCUCCGCGCCUCACGCCCCUGCCCCGCGCUCAGCGCCCCCGGAGAGCCAGCUGCGAGGUCGCGGGUGCCUUUCGGCCGCGGAGGAUGGCCUUGAGCGAGGAGCCGGCCCCGGGCGCCCCGGCGGACGCGGCGGAGGACCGGGCGGAGGAUGCGGCGGAGGAUGCGGCGCUGGCCCGCGGCGCCGCCCUCGAGUCGUUCGGAGAGAGCGCGGAGACGCGGGAGCUGCUCGGCCGCCUGCCCGCGGUGCUCGGCGACCGCGCGGCUCGGGAGGGCGCCCUGGAGCGGUUCCGGGUCAUAAUGGACAAGUAUCAGGAGCAGCCUCACCUGUUGGACCCACACCUAGAAUGGAUGCUAAACUUGUUGCUGGGAUUUGUGCGAGAUAAGACAUCUCCGGCUGAGCUCGUACAUCUGGCUUUUAAAUUUCUGUACAUCAUCACCAAGGUUCGAGGAUAUAAAACGUUUCUUCGUUUAUUUCCACACGAGGUGGCUGAUGUGCAGCCAGUCUUGGACAUGUGUACGAGUCAGAACCCUAAAGACCAUGAAACCUGGGAGACACGCUACAUGCUCCUCCUGUGGCUCUCCAUGACCUGCCUCGUCCCUUUCGACUUUUCACGCCUGGACGGACACCACCGGUGCGGGCAGGGGUCCAUCAUGGACCGGAUCCUCCAGAUAGCAGAGUCCUACCUGGUCGUCAGCGACAAGGCCCGCGAUGCAGCCGCUGUCCUCGUGUCCAAGUUUGUCACGCGGCCUGAUGUCGGGCGGGAGAAGAUGGCGGGGCUCCUGGACCGGAGCCUGUGCACUUUGGCCCGCUGCUCCUUCCGGACCAUCGAGGGCGUCAUCGCCAUGGACGGGACGCUGCAGGCUCUGGCACAAAUAUUUAAGCACGGAAAACGAGAAGACUGUCUACCCCAUGCUGCCACCGUUCUCCAGCGCCUGGACGCCUGCAGGCUCCCGGAGAGCAACCAGACCCUGCUCCGGAAGCUGGGGGUGAAGCUCGUGCAGCGGCUGGGCCUGACCUUCCUGAGGCCGCGGGUGGCCAAGUGGAGGUACCGGCGUGGCUGCCGCUCCCUGGCAGCAAACCUGCAGCUCUGUGCCCAGAGUCCGAGAGAGCCUGGGACCCAGGCUGAGACCCUCGACAGCGACAGCGACGGCGAGGACGACGUCCCCGAGGAGGUGGAGAGCGUGAUAGGGCAGCUGCUGGUUGGGCUGAAGGACAAGGACACGGUCGUGCGCUGGUCUGCGGCCAAAGGAAUCGGAAGGAUGGCGGGGAGGCUCCCCAGAGAGCUGGCCGAUGAUGUGGCCGGGUCCUUGCUGGACUGUUUCAGUUUCCAGGAGACGGAUGGCGCCUGGCAUGGCGGGUGUCUGGCGCUGGCGGAGCUGGGCAGACGAGGCUUGCUGCUCCCUUCCCGACUCUCGGACGUGGUCCCCGUGAUCCUGAAGGCGCUGACCUACGAGGAGAAGCGGGGCGCCUGCAGCGUGGGCGCCAACGUCAGGGACGCCGCCUGCUACGUGUGCUGGGCCUUCGCUCGCGCCUACGAGCCUCAAGAGCUGAGGCCCUUCGUGGCUGCGAUUUCGAGCGCACUGGUGGUCACUGCCGUGUUCGACCGAGACGUGAACUGCCGGAGAGCAGCCUCCGCCGCUUUCCAGGAGAACGUGGGGAGACAGGGCGCUUUCCCGCACGGGAUUGACAUUUUGACGGCCGCCGACUACUUUGCUGUGGGCAACAGGGCGAACUGUUUCCUGGUCGUAAGCAUGUUUAUUGCCGGCUUUCCCGAGUACACACAGCCGAUGAUAGAGCACCUGGUUACCAUGAAGAUCAACCACUGGGAUGGGGUCAUCAGGGAGCUGUCGGCGAAGGCGCUGCGGAACCUGGCCCAGCGGGCGCCUGAGCACAGCGCGCGGGACGUGCUCCCGCGCCUGCUAUUGCUGACGCAGAGUCCGGACCUGCACACUCGGCACGGGGCCGUGCUGGCCUGCGCGGAGGUCGCCCGCAGCCUGUGUGCGCUGGCUGAGCAGCAGGGCAGGCCCACCUCGGACUUCUUGGACGAGAAGGUUGUGCAGGGCCUGAAGCAAAUCCACCAGCAGCUUUACGACCGUCAGCUGUACAGGGGCCUGGGAGGAGAGCUCAUGAGAAGAGCAGUGUGCGUCCUGAUAGAAAACCUGUCCCUUUCCAAGAUGCCCUUCAGAGGGGACGCCGUGGUCGGCGCUUGGCAGCAGCUGGUGGACGACACCCUGAGGAGCCUGCCCCUCGUUUCCAGUCCCUCCCGGCAGCAGAUGAAGGACGCGGCCGUGUCGGCGCUGGCGGCUCUGUGCGACGCGUACUACACCCGGGAGCCCGGGGAGGCCGACCCCGCCGUGCAGGAGGAGCUGAUACCGCGGUACCUGGCCCAGCUUCAGAGCCCCGAGGAGAUGACUCGCUGUGGCUUCGCGCUGGCCUUGGGCACCCUGCCCCGCUUCUUCCUUAAGGGCCAGCUCCAGCGGGUUCUGGACGGCUUGCGGGCUGUGACACGCAUUUCUCCGGAGGAUGCGGGCUUCGCAGAGUCCAGGCGGGACGCCCUGAAGGCCAUCGCCAGGAUCUGCCAGACCGUCGGCGUGAGGGCGGAAGGGGCCCCCGACGAGGUCAUGUGCCGAGAGAACGUGCCCCAGAUUUACUGCACAAUGCUGGACUGUCUGAGCGACUACACCACUGACAGCCGCGGGGACGUGGGGGCGUGGGUCCGUGAGGCCGCCGUGACCGGCCUGAGGGACCUGACUCUGCUGCUGGGGAGGGGCGAGCCGGAGCUGAUCGAGGCCCCCGUCUGCGAGCGGGUCAUGUGCUGCUUAGCCCAGCAGGCGAGCGAGAAGAUCGACCGGUUCCGUGCGCACGCGGCCCGCGUGUUCCUGGCUCUGCUCCACUUUGACGGCCCCGCCAUCCCCCAUGUGCCCCACCGGCAGGAGCUGGAGAGGCUCUUCCCCAGGUCCACCGUGGCCUCCGUGAACUGGGCUGCACCGUCGCAGGCCUUCCCGCGUGUGGCCCAGCUCCUGGGGCUGCCUGCCUACCGCUACCACGUGCUGCUGGGGCUGGCCGUGUCUGUGGGCGGCCUGACCGAGUCCACGGUCAGGUACUCCACGCAGGGCCUCUUGGAGUACAUGGAGCGGGUGCGGGGCGACCCGCGGGCCCUGGAGGACGUGGCGGGCGCCCUCCUGCGGGUCUUCGAGGACAACCUGCUCAACGACCGGGUGUCCGUGCCGCUGCUGAGGACGCUGGACCAGAUGCUGGCCCACGGCUGCUUCGACGUCUUCACGGCCGAGGAGGACCACCCCUUCUGUGUGAAGCUGCUCGCGCUUUGUAAGGAAGAGACCCGGAAGUCCAAAGACGUCCAGAAACUGCGGGCCAGCGUCGCAGUGUUCUGUGGGCUGGCGCAGUUCCCCGGCGACGUGAGGAGGCGGGUCCUCCUGCAGCUCUGCCUCCUGCUCUGUCACCCGUUCCCCGUGAUCCGGAAGAGCACGGCCAGCCAGGUGUACGAGAUGGUGCUGACCUACGAGGUGGUGGCUGCCGACGCCCUGGACGAGGUCAUGGCCGUGCUCAGCGACACAGCCUGGGACGCCGAGCUCCCAGCCGUGAGAGCCCAGCGGAACCGCCUGUGUGACCUCCUCGGCGUGCCCCGACCUCAGCUGGUCUCCAAGGGCAUCCAUCGUGCCCGCUGGCACCCUCAUCGUGUGACUCGUACUUGCCUGAGGCUUCCGGUCUGGCAGUUCCAGCGUCUCCGCCGUCCCUGAGUCUGGUUGUGACAUCUGUGCCUUUGGACGGCCUUUUCUCGCCUUUUGUCCUUGUCAAAGGCCAGCCGUGCUGGGGGAUGGGAGCCGCGGCGUCGCUGCAGCGGCUGGUCCUCGUUCUCAGCCAAGGAUGCAGCGUCUCCUCCUCAGGGAAACAUCGGGGGGUGGGCGGGUCCCCCCAGUUGGGCAGGGCUCUCGCCCUUCGCCACCAGCAGUUUGGGCAGGAUUGCCAUCUCAGUGGCCCUUCUGGCUCCCGCCGGCUCUGGGGAAGGGGGUCUGGCUGGGAUUCUCUGGAUUCUUCCUUCCCCCAGCUUCGGCUGGUGGCCUCAGUUUCCUGACGGGGCCCUGGAAGGUGACCCUGGCAGGCCGCGUGUGUGUGGGCUCCCCAGGCCGGGCCUCUGCUGCUCUCUCGUCCCGUCAGCUUGUUUUCUGAGGUCUGGCGACACGUCUGAAGCGGCGUUGCAGGUGCGUGUCUGCUGCGGUUGGCGGCUCCCCGGCAGAAACACGCGUCCACGUGCAGCGACAGGGGUCCCGUCAGGGCUGUGCUUGUGGAGGGUGCGUGUGCGGCGGGUCUCGGCAUCACUGCGCUUGGGGGUUCCGUGCUUCCUGCAGUUAAUCACGUCUCUUGCGGACAGGAGGUGGUUAGGCUUCUCUCUCUCUAGUCCGGUUCAGUGGGUCCUGGUGUUGGACAGAGUUUGGCCGCGUGUGUUGGAUGCGGGAUUCCAGACUCAUCGGGCCGUGGCUGCUUCCUGUUCUCACCCCGUUCCUUUCCUCCUCCUCGGCUUCGUCUGGGUCAGCAGCAGCAUUGCGGUCACUUGGCUCGCUCUCCUGGCGACUUGGCCGCUGCCGUCUUCCUGCUCUUCUGUUGGCCUUUACCUUUUGUCCACGCACUGUGGUCACAGCGUCAGGACGCGGUGCGGGCGCCCUCGCCUCCCCUGGGCCCAGCUGGCCGUGGCCUGCCCCCUGCUUGCCAGCCCUCUGCCCUGCGACCCCAUCUGCCCUCCCCCCACAGAGCUGUGCUGGCGCCUCGCGUCCUAGGCCGCGUCCUGCGUUUUCACUGGGAAAUCAUCCAGGGACGGCGAGGUUGGGGAGGCACCGCCGAGCCCUGCUCACUGCUGGAGGGCGUGUCGCCCACAGGGCUCUCGGGACUUUGGGGAAACAGGGCCCUGGGAGGCCUGGGGGUGGACUGUGCUGGCUGGCCUGACCCUGUCGUGUGCCCU